Molecule: messenger RNA, 1520 nt
Organism: Mangifera indica (mango)
Lineage: Eukaryota; Viridiplantae; Streptophyta; Magnoliopsida; Sapindales; Anacardiaceae
Product: double-stranded RNA-binding protein 1-like
Exons: 6
Coding region: 39-1355 (438 amino acids)
Source: RefSeq, a predicted model, not a curated record
UUCGAGACAGAGUGAUUAAUAUUUCAGAAUAAACGAAAAUGUAUAAGGCGAAGCUGCAGGAGCUGUGCCAUAAGAGGCGUUGGAGCUUGCCGAGCUACUCCUCCAUGAAAGACGGACCUGAUCACAACCCUCGUUUCAAGUCUUCUGUUGUCGUCAAUGGCCUCUCCUUUCACUCGUCUGUCUCUUGCAAAUCUUUUAAACACUCUCAAAACGACGCUGCCAUGUUCGCUUAUCUCCACUUGACUGCUUCUACUGGUUCCUCGAUUGCAAGUGCUGAACCCACUGCAGGAGAACCAGAAAUGGGAGAAAAUUUUAGGGGUACUGAGAUUUAUUUACAAGCUUCAGCUGACAAAAAUGAUGUUUACAAAUGUCUGCUGAAGAAUUAUGCUCGACGCAAAAAUCUUGAGUCACCAGUGUAUUCCAGUAUAACAGAGGGCUCAGCUCAUUCCCCUUGCUUUAAGGCUACAGUAACAGUUGAUGGACAUACUUUUGAGAGCCAUGAGUUCUUCGCAAAUCUAAAUCAAGCAGAACAGGCUGCUGCAAAGAUUGCUUUAACAUCAUUGUCAUUGGAUGGACUUCAAGAGGAUGACUAUGGCUUUUACAAGAAUCUCUUACAGAUGUUUUGCCAGAGACAAGAUCUUUCCUUGCCGGUGUAUAAGACAAUACAAUCUGGUGCAUCUCACAUGCCGGUAUUUUAUUCUACUUUGGAAGUAAGAGGUGAAGUUUUCUAUGGGAAGGCAGGAAAGUCCAAGAAAGAGGCUGAGAUCAAUGCUGCGAUAGUUGCUUACAUAGCUUUAAUAGAGAGUGGACAGAGUCCGACAAUUGGGUUAUCUUCUCGCACUACUGAGGUGAAUAGAGCUUCAACAUCUACUUCUACCUCAGACUUGGCAGUCAUUUUCGAUUCCGAAAACCUCCAAGAAAAAUCUGAUGUCUUGACAUCUUUAGUAACUAAUUACACGUAUAAUAGUGAAGAUGACAUAAUGCAUAUCACACAAUUAGUCCAAGAAGUACAUUCAUCUGAAACAAAAGCAGCCAAUGCAAAGAGCAGCUCUGAUGAAUCUAUUCCAUGUAUGCAUGACACGCUGUCUAGCUUUCAUAUACCCACCUCACCCGAAGGAUGCUCAAUUCCUUCUCCUCCGAUAACAAUGAAGCAAUUACCGGAUAUUUCUUCUCUCUCGAUUGCAGACUUAAGUGUCGGAACUCCUGCAGAAACAAGAAGCUACUUGCUUUGCAACAGGGUGAGGGUUUAUUCAUGCAUCCCUGAGAUUACAUUCCCCAAGGGCAUCACACUGCUGCCAAUUAGCGACAAUCAAUGGGUGGCCGUGAGCUUGGAGUUCCCAAAUGAAACCAAUUAGAAAAUGCUGCUCUCUGGUAACUAUGUCUAUCGCCUAUACAUCAUGAUAUGACUGAUAAAUGUUCUUCUGUAUUGAAAUUUGAAAUCAACUUAGAAGACUUGUUAUGGAUCUCAUAGUCUGAGACCGUAAGACUUAUAUACAUAAUAAAUAAUAACUAUUGCCAUA